This is a messenger RNA of Camelus dromedarius (Arabian camel), 4497 nucleotides long. RefSeq names its product sperm associated antigen 1 (gene SPAG1). Gene Ontology annotation, cellular component: cytosol. Gene Ontology annotation, molecular function: protein binding. The transcript has 20 exons. Gene Ontology annotation, biological process: axonemal dynein complex assembly. Lineage: Eukaryota; Metazoa; Chordata; Mammalia; Artiodactyla; Camelidae. Bases 748 to 3579 code for a protein of 943 amino acids. The record is from RefSeq and is a predicted model, not a curated record.
GUGGUGCUGUUCUGCUGAAAGUCCUCAGUAGCUUCGCAUUUUGAUAAAAACCAAACUGUUGGGAAUAGUAUAUUUGGUCCUUGAUAAUCAGAAUCCUUUCCUGCCUCUGUCACCACUUGCAACACACCUCUCAAUCUUUUGGUUCUAAGGAAACAUUUGCAGUUCCUUAAGCAGGUAACAGACCUUACUUCUUUCUUGCCUGUACCUUUUUUCAUGCUUUUCUCUCUGUAAGGACAUUUUUGUGUGUUCUUCACCAGCAUCAGAGUUUGGAGGUAUUGCUUUAUUGUCUUCUUGCUUUCAGUAUUAUUGAAAAGUCCAACGGUGUAGCACAGUUACAGUGUUUUAACUAUCUGAAAGCGCGAAAGUGAGAGAGCUCACACUGCGCCUCUAAUUUUUCGGCUUCUGUUCCUUUGUCCGGGUGAAGCUGGGCCUGCAAGGCCAAUCAGCGGGGUGGCAGAUCGGGGACUAGCCAAUCAUCCCGCAGAUGCCCUAGUCCCCGCCUUCGGCGGUCAGCUGCAUGCCCUUGGGUGCCCAGGCGGGGCGACACGCCCUUCCCUCGGUAACUGCUGGGCAGCGGGUAAAGUGUGCGGCUGCGGCCUCCUCUGCACGGCUUGGGCUCAGAACCAGGGGAUAUAAGACAGUACUCACUGAAGUGUUAGUUCUGAAGCUCUGAGAUGAAUAAAGUAAAAUCUCUCACAAUCUAGAAGGGAAGACAAAAAAACAUAAUUUGGAUACGUUAUAAGAGCCAUGACUGCCAAAGAUUAUCCAUCAUUGUGGGGCUUUGGAACAACAAAAACAUUUAAAAUUCCUGUUGAACACUUGGAUUUCAAGUAUAUUGAAAAAUGUUCAGAUGUUAAACACUUGGAAAAAAUUCUUUGUGUGCUCAGGUCUGGUGAGGAAGGAUAUUAUCCUGAACUUACAGAAUUCUGUGAAAAGCGCCUCACAGGCUUGGCUCCAGAAAGCAGAGCUUUGAGGAAAGAUAAACCAGCAGCAACAUCAUCCAGUUUUACUGCAGAAGAAUGGGAAAAAAUUGACGGUGAUAUAAAGAGUUGGGUAUCAGAAAUUAAAAAAGAAGAUGAUAAAAUACACUUUCAUGAAACUGAAACAUUUCCAGCCAUGGAAGAUAAUUUGCCUCCAGUUCGUGGUUCAAAUAGCCAUCUUCACGUUGCCAAGGAAAAAAAUUCUAAAAGUAGACCAGCUAAAAAGAAAAUUCCGAGGGAUUAUGCAGAGUGGGAUAAAUUUGACGUGGAAAAGGAAUGUUCAAAAAUUGAUGAAGAUUACAAAGAAAAAACUGUAGUAAACAACAAGGCACAUUUAUCUAAAAUUGAGACAAGACUAGACACAGCAGGUCUAACUGAGAAGGAAAAGGAUUUUCUUGCUACUCGUGAAAAGGAAAAAGGAAAUGAAGCUUUUAACUCAGGAGAUUAUGAAGAGGCUGUGAUGUAUUAUACUCGGAGCAUCUCGGUGCUUCCCAGUGUAGCGGCCUAUAACAAUCGUGCUCAAGCAGAACUCAAACUGCAAAGCUGGAACAGUGCUUUCCGGGACUGUGAGAAGGUCUUGGAGUUAGAACCUGGAAACAUAAAGGCUCUCCUGCGCCGUGCAACUACAUAUAAACAUCAAAACAAGCUCCAGGAAGCUAUAGAAGAUUUGAAUAAAGUACUGGAUGUUGAACCUCAUAACGAGUUGGCCAAAAAAACCUUGUCAGAGGUUGAAAGAGAUCUGAAAAAUUCUGAACCUGCAUCUAAGACUCAAGUCAAGGGGAAAAGGAUGGUUAUUCAGGAAGUAGAAAACUCAGAAGAUGAGGGUGGAAAGGACCAUGGAAGAAAACAUGAAGAUGGCAGUGGAGAUAAGAAGGCCGCGGAGCCGGCGGGAGCCGUGCACGCCGCCGAGCCGAGCGCCAUGGGCAACAUCCAGAAGAAGCUGACCGGCAAGAGCCAGGGCGGCAAGCGGCCGGAGAAGGGCGCGCCGCGGCGGGGACGGGCGCCGGGGGCCGGUGCGGACAAGCGGGGCGGACCUCGGGCCCCGGCGACGGCGGGCAGCGUGCGGGGCGCCGAGGACCCCGCGUCCCCCGCGCUCCCCGGGCCCGGAGCGCCGCCGCCCGCCCCCGCAGCCCCCGCCGCCCCGGUGGGCCCCGCCGGCCUGAAGAGCCAGGGCAAUGAGCUCUUCAAAACCGGGCAGUUCGCCGAGGCGGCCCUCAAGUACUCGGCGGCGAUCGCGCAGCUGGAGCCUGCAGGAAGUGGAAAUGCAGAGGAUCUAAGUAUCUUAUAUUCUAACAGAGCAGCGUGUUACAUAAAAGACGGAAACUGCAGUGGCUGCAUUCAAGAUUGUAACAGGGCUCUGGAACUUCAUCCGUUCUCAGUCAAGCCUCUUCUUCGACGAGCAAUGGCCUAUGAAACUUUAGAGCAGUAUCAGAAAGCUUAUGUGGAUUACAAAACAGUGUUGCAGAUAGACUGCGGGAUCCAGAUAGCAAAUGACAGUAUUAACAGAAUCACAAGAAUUUUAAUGGCUCUGGAUGGACCGAGCUGGCGGGAGAAGCUGUCACCCAUUCCCGCUGUGCCCACUUCCGCACAGUUGCGAGCUUGGCAACCUGCAGCAGAGGCGGCCCCAGAGCAAGUGGGAGACUCCUGCAGCCAUCAGCAACCUGGUGCCACAGAUGAAAAAAUGUUUAAAACCCUUAAAGAAGAAGGAAAUCAGUAUGUAAAGGACAAAAACUAUAAAGAUGCCCUUAGUAAAUACAGUGAAUGCUUAAAGAUUAACAACAAGGAAUGUGCCAUUUACACUAACAGAGCUCUCUGUUACUUGAAGCUGUGCCAGUUUGAAGAGGCAAAGCAGGACUGUGAUCAGGCUCUUCAGAUAGAUAACAGGAAUGUGAAAGCAUGCUAUCGACGAGCCCUUGCUCAUAAGGGACUCAAGAAUUAUCAGAAAAGUUUAAACGACCUCAAUAAAGUUCUCCUGCUAGACCCAGGUGUUGUCGAGGCAAAGAUGGAACUGGAAGAGGUAACCAGAAUCCUUAAUACUGAGGAUGGUGCAGCAUCAUUCAACAAAGAAAAGGAGAGAAGGAAAAUUGAGAUUCAAGAGGUGAAUGGAGGCCAUAAAGAGCCUGAAAGGACCUCGGAGGAGGUCUCCACCCACUGCCUUGCUUUUGAGAAGGGGGACACGAGCAACGGGCCACGAGAAUUCCACGAGCAGCUGCCGAUCGCCAAGCCCAACAACGCCUACGAGUUUGGUCAGCUCAUCAGCGCCCUCAGCGCUCGGAAAGACGGAGAGGCCUGUGCACACCUUUUAGCCAUCACGGAACCGAAAGACUUGCCAGUGUUGUUGAGUAACAAGCUGGAGGGGGAUACGUUCCUCCUCCUCAUUCAGUCUCUGAAAAAUAAUCUUAUUGAUAAAGAUCCCUCUUUGGUGUAUCAGCAUCUUUUGUAUCUGAGUAAAGCAGAAAGGUUUAAGAUGAUGUUGACAUUGAUUAGCAUGGGCCAAAAAGAGCAAAUUAAACAGCUCUUUGAUGACCUCUCAGACACACCAAGCCCACGUUUUACCUUAGAAGAUGUACAGGCCCUCAGAAGGCAGUAUGAGCUUUAAAUCGAGAUUAUUCUUAAAUUUCUUCCAUGCAUGUAUGUGUUCCAGUAAUGCUAAUGAGAUGGUAUUGUAAUAGAGCUGCACGGAUAAAACCUGGCUUAGAAAAGAUCCCUUGGUCUGGACUAUAAAUAUUUGACUUAUUUUUAUACAUAGAACACGUAUAUUCUACAAUAUGUGCUUUUUAUCAGUUGUAAAUAUUUUCUUAUGUACCAGAGCUAACAUCUAUAUAUUUAAUAAUAAGUAUAUUUGGAACUUGUUAAAUGCAUUUUAAUUUAUAUUACACAUUUUCUUUUAAUUUGUUAAAAAUUUGAGUUAAAUUACAUUUCUCCGGGCUAUGAAAGAGUCCUCUUAAGUUUGAUAAAACUUCCUUUAAAAUUCAUUUUUAAAAGUGAAAAUCAUUAACAGUGAUGCUCACAUCACCUUUGUCUCCUGCUAAGAUACGUAUAUAAAUCCCAUUGUAUACUACUUGCGGAUUACCGCCCACUAAGAUGAAGUGCAACACCUAAGUCUGCAAUAUGAAAUGAUUGUUAAAUUGUGAUUAUUAAUUUACAGCUAUAAGAACCUAUUUUUUCUAGUACAGAAGCAUUGCCUAAUAACUAAGAACAAAAAUUGCCAAAAGUUCUACCACUUUUUACUAGAUUUUUAAAAGCUAGUACCCCUCAUAUACCACUUAUAUAAGCAAUAACAAAACGCCACCAUAUAAAAGCAGCUAAGCCUGUGUUUCUGUUUGAAUUGUCACUCCCACAUUUCCCCCACACAUUUAAAAUAUCUUCUUCCUCUUUUGUUUUCCCUCCGUUAAGCAUGAUCAUAUUUAUUCCCUUGGAAUAAAAGGGAAAGUGAAGACCUCUUAAUUAUAUUGAGAGCUCCCUUGUUAACUGGGCCAAAGUAAAGGUGUUUCUUACAAUAAACCGGUCAGGUGUC